GCCUCCCAGGGGGCGGGUCCUGGGACUAGAUGGAGCUUAGUCUCAGUGUUCUCCCUCUUGCUCCGCUCUGGGCUGCUUGACCAAUCCUGCUGCCAAACCCUGUGUUCGUCCUCCUUUAACCCCAGAAAGCUAACCGUUCUACUGUUUCUGAUCGGGCUUGAACCUUGAGACUACCUUAAGGAGGGCAACUGGCUGUCUGAGUUUCUGUCCCAGGCCUCGGGUAGAGGCAAGGUAGUUAGGGGAAGUUCUGCUUUUGUAGGUUUUGCAAAGAGAAAACUGGAACUGGGAAAGCGGAGAAAGUUGAGGACUGGGCGGGGCUUCCAUUUUUUUCUUGCCUAUGUCUCCCUAAAGAUCUGGGCUCGUUGCUUGUCCUAGUCUUAAUUUGCCCCAUUUGGGAGCUCACAUAUAUCAACUUCAUGACAAAACCAAGCCUUCUGAAAACUGUUUAGGUUUGAAGGGUGUUUAGGACCUGUUUGUUUCGAAUAUCCUGCAGAACCACAGAGUUAUUUAAAAAAAACGGUGAUCCAUGCAGUUGAAUUGAAGGCAUUCUGGGGACACCUGCUAUUUAUUGUGAAAAUCGUCUUUGAUCUUGGAUUUAAAGGUAAAGCUGGAAAGGAAUUUACAAACAAGAAAAAAAAGAAGUUUGGAAUUGGACUCACAGGAUCUGGGCUUGGAAAUGCCUCAGCCCAGUGUUAGCGGAAUGGAUCCGCCUUUCGGGGAUGCCUUUCGAAGCCACACCUUUUCGGAACAGACUUUGAUGAGCACAGAUCUCUUAGCAAACAGUUCGGAUCCAGAUUUCAUGUAUGAACUGGAUAGAGAGAUGAACUACCAACAGAAUCCUAGAGACAACUUCCUUUCUUUGGAAGACUGCAAAGACAUUGAAAAUCUGGAGUCUUUCACAGAUGUCCUGGAUAAUGAGGGUGCUUUAACCUCAAACUGGGAACAGUGGGAUACAUACUGUGAAGACUUAACUAAGUACACCAAAUUAACCAGCUGUGACAUCUGGGGAACAAAAGAAGUGGAUUACUUGGGUCUUGAUGACUUUUCUAGCCCUUACCAAGAUGAAGAGGUCAUAAGUAAAACUCCAACCCUGGCCCAGCUUAAUAGUGAGGACUCUCAGUCUGUUUCUGAUUCCCUUUAUUAUCCUGAUUCACUUUUCAGUGUCAAACAAAACCCCUUGCCCUCGUCAUUCCCUAGUAAAAAGAUCACAAGCAGAGCAGCUGCCCCUGUGUGUUCUUCAAAGACUCUUCUGACUGAGAUCCCAUUGUCAGAAUGUGUCCAAAAAGCAAGUAAACCCACUUCAAGCACACAGAUCAUGGUGAAGACCAACAUGUAUCUUAAUGAAAAGGUGAACUUUCAUGUUGAAUGCAAAGACUAUGUAAAAAAGGCAAAAGUCAAGAUCAACCCUGUGCAUCAGAGCCGGCCCUUGCUGAGCCAGGCACACCCAGAUGCCGCAAAGGAAAACACCUGCUACUGCGGAGCUGUGGCAAAGCGACAGGAGAAAAGGGGGGUGGAGCCUCAUCAGGGUCAUGCCACUCCUGCUUUGCCUUUCAGAGAAACCCAAGAACUAUUACUUAGUCCUCUGCCCCAGGAUGGCCCUGUGUCAGUUGCCACAGGAGAGACUGGAGGCCUUUCUGCCAGCACUUCAGUUUCAGAUUCAUCCCAGAAAAAAGAAGAGCACAAUUACUCUCUCUUUGUCUCUGACAAUGUGGGAGAACAGCCAACCAAAUGCAGUCCUGAAGAAGAUGAAGAUGAUGAGGAAGAUGUAGACGAUGAGGACCAUGACGAAGGGUUCGGCAGUGAGCAUGAGCUUUCUGAAAAUGAGGAGGAGGAAGAGGAGGAAGAGGAUUAUGAAGAUGACAAGGAUGAUGAUAUUAGCGACACAUUCUCUGAACCAGGCUAUGAAAAUGACUCUGUAGAAGACCUGAAGGAGAUGACUUCAAUAUCUUCUCGGAAGAGAGGUAAAAGGAGGUACUUCUGGGAAUAUAGCGAACAGCUUAUACCAUCACAGCAGGAGAGGAUUCUGAGGCCGUCUGAAUGGAACCGAGACACCUUGCCAAGUAAUAUGUAUCAGAAAAAUGGCUUGCAUCAUGGAAAAUAUGCAGUUAAGAAGUCACGGAGGACUGAUGUAGAAGACCUGACUCCAAAUCCUAAAAAACUACUUCAGAUUGGCAAUGAACUACGGAAGCUGAACAAGGUGAUUAGUGACCUGACUCCAGUCAGUGAACUUCCCCUAACAGCCCGGCCAAGGUCAAGGAAGGAAAAGAAUAAGCUGGCUUCCAGAGCUUGUCGGCUAAAGAAAAAAGCCCAGUAUGAAGCUAAUAAAGUGAAAUUAUGGGGCCUCAACACUGAAUAUGAUAAUUUAUUGUUUGUAAUCAACUCCAUCAAGCAAGAUAUUGUAAACCGAGUUCAGAAUCCGAGAGAGGAAAGAGGACCCAGCAUGGGGCAGAAGCUUGAAAUCCUCAUUAAAGAUACUCUCGGUCUCCCAGUCGCUGGCCAAACUUCAGAAUUUGUUAACCAAGUGUUAGGGAAGACUGCAGAAGGCAACCCCACUGGAGGCCUUGUAGGACUAAGGAUACCAGCAUCCAAAGUGUAAUCAACCUCAUUGGACCACUGGUCAGAAAUGUCUGUUUUUGUCACGUUAUCCAUUGUAAAUUUUCAUUCUGUUUUGCAUGUCAAUUAGCAUUAUGUAAACAUUUAUAAUUAGGUUACAUUGUUUUAAGAACUUGUAGCAUAAGCGAAGCAUGAUCCAAAAUACUUGAUUAUUGCAUUUUCAGAGCAUAAACCAGUUAAUCUGCUACUGGCAUUAGAAUUGAAAUUCACACGUCAAAUAAAUGUUUAGGUACAGAUUGCAAAAAUGUAUUAAGGUGAAACGUUUUGGAGGAGUAACUAUAUUAAGGUAAUGCCAAGUGUUAAGGCAGGUUUAUGCUCUGAACUACACAAAAAAAUAUUGAGGAAGCAUUUUGUUCAAAGUCCAUUUAAAUUGUUUUUAGAAUUACUGCUUUUAUUUUAAUUUUUCACAACCAUUAAUCUCACUUGUACAUGGCACACCCAGUACUCAUGUGUGUACCAUGUUUAGAUGUUCAUUUUCAGAGCUCAAUAUGAUAUAUAUAAGUAUAUAUAUAUAUAAUUGUCUGUGCAAGUAAGAAAAAAAGCAUAUUCUUUGUGCCUUGUAUUUUGGGGAAACUAUAAAACUGGUAAUAUUUUGUAUGAUGAAAACCCUAAUGAGGAAAAACAAGAUACAUAGAUGAGAAAAUUAUGGGUUUAAAUGUUUUUUUUGUUCCAACUCUUUUUCAGAUUUUUUGAAUGUAUAUAAGACUAUGUUGAAAUGUAGAUAUAUGCCACAGAGUCUGUGUAUUGUAUAAAAAACAAAACAAAACAAACAAAAAAAAAACAAAACAAGAUGGCUCUAGAAAACUCAUAUUUCGGUACUUGACCGGAAGAAGACAAUACUUGCACAUUAUUGCGAUUGUUUUAUUUUUUGUACCAAAGACAAAUGCAACUGAUAUGGCAAACUGCCAGUCUAAGUAAAGUUUUGCACAGCUUACAUGAUACUGUAUGAAUGUAUGAAAAAAAAAAAAGAAAAAAUUAAAAGGUCAGGGUUAGGGAUCUUACUGAACUGUGAAUUUUAUUUCUGUUUGGGUCCAAUUAUCUACAGAAGGAGCAUCCAUACAUAUAAAUAUUAUUUUGCUGUUCCUCUAGUUUGCUUCCAUAGUAGAUAAGUUGGUGGCCAUUUAGGUGUCUGACUUUUAUUUCUGCACUUACUGUAGGAAAAUUUAAUAUAUUUCAUUUUAGUAAGCUAUUGAUAAAAUAGUUUUUGACUUGGAAAUUUAAAGUUUAUUUAGCUUAUUGUAUACUUCCACCAAACAACCAAAAUACAGAUUAUUUUUAUUGUAUUAUGUAUAUAUAUAUAUGUAAAGAAAGAAAAAAGCUAAAAAUAUCUAAUACUUUAGUUGCCACUUUUCCAAUUGAUGUAUUAUUGUGCAUGUACUAUUUUCAAAGAUCAACACAAGCUUAAAACAAAUUUAUAAAUUUUUAUAUUUUUGUACAGGUAUUUUCAAACUAGCUUCUUCAAACUUACAUGUGACGUAUUCUUCUAUAGUUUCUAGAACUGAGAAACAUGGACACGUUUAGUUUUUAGGUGCUCUUCUUUGCUCACAUAACAGUUUUGUUAGUCAGUGUUUUAACUGUGCUCAAGCUUUACCUCUUGAUAAAUUUAUGUCAAGGCAGCAUUGUAAACCCUCCCCACAAAUCUUUCAUCUUGUCUUUCUUGACUGUUUUAUCUAAGAUCUUCUGUUUGGAACUAUGAAAACUGGUGGCUUAAAAAAAUAAACUUAAAAGAUGAACAUAUCUAGAAGAAAACCCCCAAAUUUCAGCCCUAGUUGCUAUUUCUCCAUUGCCCACUGGUAGAACUUGUUCUUUGGCUGUACUUUGUACAGUACGUUUGUCUUUUACUUUCUCUUCUUCCUCCCCAUUAAGCUAUAGCACAUGAAGGUCUGAUUUUAGAACACACAGUAACAGCCCAACAAUGUGUCUUGCUUCUUUGACAUCAUGAAACAUAAGAAACUGAGAAGGAUUGUCUUGACUUGUUAGCUGGACUGACAGCACAGGGUUUUCCCAUGCGUUUGGUAGAAAUGCACCAGGUUAGUGUAUUUGCCUUAACAGAUGAUAGACUCAGAUAUAGUGGUUAGUAGGAUUCAAGUUCAUCCUUUCCAGUUUUUCUUUUCUAGGUGGGAAAAAGCAAAGCAUGGGUUUGCAGUUGGCGGAGUGUUUGCUAGAUAAAUUGAAAGUGUUCCAAAAUAUGGCAGUUUUGCAGUCAGGUGAAAAUCGCUUCAUGAUACAGAUGCAUUUAGCUGGUGAAGUUUAUAAAAUUGCCCCCUUUCUAGCUGCUUGGUUAGGAAUUCUGGUUUUUGAUACCUUUUUCUUGUCUGCAAACCAGAAUUUGAUUUUUUGGUCUUGCAUUUCAAAAAAGACUUCGAAUCUGUUUAGUAGAUUCCAUAUCCUUGCAUUUCAGUGUUUUAUAUGUACUACUUAAGUUAAAUAGUUGAAAGCUUUUAAAUAGUUGAGCUUUUUAAUGUUGACACUUUAUUUUGUACCUAUUUAUAUAUGUAUGUAUAUCUUAGAAAAGCACUUUGUUAAAAAAAAUUGCAUUUUAUAUGAUUCCUGCCAUUUGCUGCUAAACCUGGGCUGGUCAGAAUGCUGCAGCGAUACUUGAUCUAAAUAAAAACCUGGCAGUAAAAUGUAGAGUGAAAGUUAAAUCCUCUUGCUGUUUAACUUUUUCAUAAAGAUGACCUAGGCAAGCUGUGCAGCUUUACAUUUUAACCAGGGGACUCUGUGGCAUUUAAAACCGUCUAGAAAUGGUUGUACUUUAAUGCCAGUAAUAAUCUGCUUCCUCUAUUGUCAUUAAAAUAUAUACAUUUAGUGUAUCACACAAUUCUUAAAAGGUAAUGUAAAACCCCAACAGUUGUACAUGUUCUGUUUUUGAAAAUUGUGGCAUGUAUUUUUGGGUGAAGAUCAUUAGAGAAGAGUUCUCUAAAGGUUUUCUGUGUCCGUACAUGGUAUACAGAUAGCUCAUAAUGAAGUCCAGAAUCUUACCUUAAGUGAAGGCAUUGUGAAUUCACCUCAAGCAAACCCAUGGUUCCAAAUGCAAUGAUAAACUGACUCUAGUACUACGAAUAAAAAGUAACAACAAAAACUUCUCUUCCUUGUUUGAAGUACACUGGAUUCUUUACAGUUUGUCUCCCUAUGAAAGCAUGCUGUCCAACCGCUCUUGUGAUGAUCUUGUCUGAGUUUUGAACUGGGUACCACACUUCAGUCAGUAUGGUUGCUGGUUCUCCUGUACCAUGUAUGGAUCUUGUCCUUUCCUGUAUCCUUCAUGAGAAGUUAUGAUGUGGCUUUAUAUUGUGCCUUACUUGUACAUUGACAACUAAACAUCUUCCCCUUCCACUUCCUACAUCUUUAACUUGGACUUUUUUGGUAAGCGAAUCAGAACUAUUACAAAAGCACCCUGAAGGAUUUUAGAUGGGUUUGGAUUCCUAUUUCCCUCUCUUUGUAGUUAUUUAUAUUUGUAUGAGAGACCAGUUUUGAAUGGUCUUUGAGUAUGAGGCGGGAAGAUUAGCAGUAAUCUCACUACGUCCCUUUUCUCUGACUUUGAUAAAGUUGUCCUACAUCCUUCUGAUGCUUGACUUCAUUGGCCUCUCUGCAACAGUCUGCAUUUAGAGAAAGGUGUUUAUUUCAUCUGCCUGAAAUUGACUUUUUGUUUUCCAAAACUUUGUAGGAAAAUACCCAUUUUGUUUGUUUUUUACAACAGACAACUCUCUAAAAGAAAUAGAAGUUCGGUAGUUUUGAAUUACAAUGCUGUUAGUAUGGGUUUCUUUUUUAUAUAUAAUAUUCAUACAAUUAUCUGAUGUUUUCCUUCACUAAUAAAGCUGUUAGUUUAUUCACCAAAA
Nannospalax galili (Upper Galilee mountains blind mole rat) is the source of this 6449-nucleotide messenger RNA. RefSeq names its product CREB3 regulatory factor (gene Crebrf). The transcript is spliced from 9 exons. Gene Ontology annotation, biological process: regulation of transcription by RNA polymerase II; response to unfolded protein. Gene Ontology annotation, cellular component: nucleus. The coding region runs from base 677 to 2596 and encodes 639 amino acids. Lineage: Eukaryota; Metazoa; Chordata; Mammalia; Rodentia; Spalacidae. The record is from RefSeq and is a predicted model, not a curated record. Gene Ontology annotation, molecular function: DNA-binding transcription factor activity, RNA polymerase II-specific; RNA polymerase II transcription regulatory region sequence-specific DNA binding.